Messenger RNA from Microcebus murinus (gray mouse lemur), 2192 nucleotides. RefSeq names its product cytochrome P450 4F3-like. The record is from RefSeq and is a predicted model, not a curated record. NCBI's taxonomy places the organism in Eukaryota, Metazoa, Chordata, Mammalia, Primates, Cheirogaleidae. Gene Ontology annotation, molecular function: iron ion binding; oxidoreductase activity, acting on paired donors, with incorporation or reduction of molecular oxygen; heme binding.
CUGGCCCAGCCGGCCCGGCCUGCUGUGGGGCAGGGGUGCCCAGCGCCAAAGGCGUCCCAGGAGGAGGGGAGAAGGAGUUGUGUGGGCGAGCUGCUCCCCAGAGAAGGAUGCCCCAGCUGAGCCUGUCCUGGCUGGGCCUGGGGCCGGCGGCCGCCUCCCCGUGGCUGCUGCUGCUGCUGCUCGGGGCCUCCUGGCUCCUGGCCCGCGUCCUGGCCUGGGCCUGCGCCUUCCACGCCACCUGCCGCCGCCUCCGCUGCUUCCCGCAGCCCCCCAAACGCAACUGGUUCUGGGGUCACCUGGGCCUGGCCCAGAGCAACGAGGAGGGCAUGCGGCUGAUCGAGGACCUGGGCCACCACUUCCGUGACGUCCACCUCUGGUGGGUCGGGCCCUUCUACCCCGUCCUGCGGCUCGUGCACCCUAAGUUUGUUGCCCCCCUGCUCCAGGCCUCAGCUGCCAUCACACCCAAGGAUAGGACUUUCUACAGCUUCCUGAGACCCUGGCUGGGGGACGGGCUCCUGCUCAGCGCCGGUGACAAGUGGAGCCGCCACCGCCGCAUGCUGACGCCCGCCUUCCACUUUGACAUCCUGAAGCCCUACGUGCAGAUCUUCAACAGGAGUGCGGGCAUCAUGCACGCCAAGUGGCAGCGCCUGGCCUCGGAGGGCAGCGCCCGUCUGGACAUGUUCGAGCACAUCAGCCUCAUGACCUUGGACAGUCUGCAGAAAUGCGUCUUCAGCUUCGACAGCCACUGCCAGGAGCGUCCCAGCGAGUACAUCGCCGCCACCCUGGAGCUCAGCGCGCUCAUCAUGAAGCGGCACCAGCGGGUCCUCCUGUACUCGGACCUCCUGUACCACCUCACGCCCGACGGGCGGCGCUUCCGCAGGGCCUGCGCCCUGGUGCACGGCUUCACGGACGCCGUGGUCCGCGAGCGGCGCCGCGCCCUCGAGACCCAGGGUGUCAACGGCUUCCUCAAAGCCAAGGCCAAGUCCAAGACGUUGGACUUCAUCGAUGUGCUCCUGCUGGCCAAGGAUGAAGAUGGGAAGGAGCUGUCAGACGAAGACAUACGGGCAGAGGCUGACACCUUCAUGUUUGGGGGCCAUGACACCACGGCCAGCGGUCUCUCCUGGGUCCUGUACAACCUCGCGAGGCACCCGGAGCACCAGGAGCGCUGCCGGCAGGAGGUGCGGGAGCUGCUGAGGGGCCGUGAGCCCGCAGAGAUUGAGUGGGAGGACCUGGCCCAGCUGCCCUUCCUCACCAUGUGCAUCAAGGAGAGUCUGCGGCUGCACCCCCCAGCCACUGCCAUCACCCGCACCUGCACCAAGGACGUGGUGCUCCCCGAUGGCCGGGUCAUCCCCAAAGGGAACGUCUGUAUCAUCAGCAUCUUUGGGAUUCAUCACAACCCGUCAGUCUGGUCCAACCCUGAGGUCUAUGACCCCUUCCGCUUCGACCCAGAAAACCCCCAGAAGAGGUCACCCCUGGCGUUUAUUCCCUUUUCGGCGGGGCCCAGGAACUGCAUCGGGCAGACCUUCGCCAUGACCGAGAUGAAGGUGGUCCUGGCGCUCACCCUGCUGCGCUUCCGCCUCCUGCCCGACCACACGGAGCCGCGCAGGAAGCCGGAGCUGAUCCUGCGCGCCGAGGGCGGCCUCUGGCUGCGGGUGGAGCCGCUCAGCGGGGACCUGCAGUGACCCACCGCGGCCAGGUCUGGGAGCCUCCAAACCAAUCCACCUGCCUGUGCAGCCUCCCAGGAAUAAAACCGCUGUCACCUGUGCCUGAGCCUCGCCCGGAGCCAGCAGGGGGCGCGCGGGGGCUGCAGGCACCUGCAGGUGGGACCGGCUGGUGGGGCCGGGUGGUGUCCCUGAGCCCAAGAGCCUGACGCACUCUCUAGCUAACCACAGGGCUCCCUCGCUGAUGGCUGGUUCUCCCAGAGCCCAGGGAUGGACUUUUUUCUGUGGGCGAGAGGGAGCCAUGGGAGGUAUUUGAGCUGGAGAAGGACCAGGAUUAAGGAGGGACAUAAGGAAUAGGUUUGAGGCUCUGAGUCACAGAAGCAAACCCACAGAGGCUCCGUACUUCCACUACCCUGACCUCAUGUCUGAUCUAAAACACCCAGGCUUCUCUCUCCUAAGGUUUCUUCACUGUGUUUCUAUGGUUACUAAAGCACUGUGUUUAUUAAACAUAAAAAGCCUGGUUGCUUUAUA